AUGAAUAAGAAUCUUAGGAAAAUAGUUAUCAUUAUAAUGCUACCGACCUAUUCUAUAUUAGAGAUUCCCAAGCAAGAUUUUUUUCAAGAAGCAAAAACUCUCAUUGCUCAACAUUAUAAGAAAAUAAAUGAGAGUAAAGUUCCAGGUACUUCUAUAAAUGUCUUCAGAAAUAAACAUCAGAAACCAAAAUCUACCAAAUUCAUACCUUUGGAGAUCAAAAAAAAGGAAACACUUGAUGUGGUCCAAGAACUUCAGGCAGCAUACAAAAGGAUUUGUUUUCCCAAGGACCGUUCCAAAAGUGGACCUUCUGAGGAGCUGCCACAAUGGACUGCUUUCAAUGAGCCACACAUUUUUAGAAAAAUGAAACACAAGGAGCCUAUAGAUCUAGUUGUGAAAGAACAAGUUAAACUGGAUAAAAUAGUGACUAAUAUUGAAUCAGUGAGUAAAGAAAUGGAGAAAGAAAAGCAAUUGCACCAUGGGAAAACCAGAGUGAGGUCAUUGGAGUUGACAUUUCCUCUUCCAAUCCAUAUGUACUCAUCACCUGGCUUUAGUAAUUAUGAACUCAUGGUCAGCCCUGACAGAACAUUCUAUGAUUGGAGAGGAUCUGUGUCAAAAAGGUUCUCCCGUUUGACUCCUGAUUCCAGUUGGCCUAGUUUCUCUGGAUCAUCAUUAGCAUUUCAGGAUUAUUCUAGUAAAAACUUUAUGAAAAAAGAACAACAAUCUGUAAAACCAGAAUCAAAGCCACGACCCAGCCCCAAAUCCAUUCUUAGUAAAAGUGAUAAAAUUGACAAUAAAGUUAAAAGAAUUGGACCACACAUAGAGAUCUUCCAAGUGUUCCGGGGAAGAAAAAAAUUUGCAAUAACCAAAAACAUAAUUAAAAUGGUCACCGUCAUGCAGGCAUUUGUCAGAGGGUGGCUCGAACGCAAAAGAUUCCAAAGAAUAAUGAUAAAGGCUUUGUAUCAUGGACCAGAUUUGAGGACAGUUAUAAAUAUGUACUGCAGACAAAUCUAUCGUGUUAAAUAUCGACUUGGUCUUUGGAGGACAAGACAAAUCAUAAACCUUACAGAGUUGGAGGAAUGGAUGGACAGAAAAAAAUUCUAUGAAACAAUGUUUGCUAAAAGAGAAGACUGGCAAGGAUUAGAAAGAAGUGAACUCCUUAAGUACUUCAAUGACUGUGGUCAUUUCCCAACCCACCAGCAAAUUGAUGAGGUUUGGGAUCUGGUCCAUAGAGAAGACCGUGAAAAAUACUCUAAUAUCAUCAAGAAGCACAAUGCAAUUGAAAUGUUAUUUACACUCUACCCUCCUCAAGGUGCCCAUGUGUCUACUAAUUUGAGGCUUAGGUCAACUUGGCUGAGACCCAUAGUAAAUGGGGAAGAAGGAUAUAAGUAUAUAGUUUUUCAUUUACACAUCAAUGAAGCUAUAAAAAUAAAGUUGAAAACAUAA
Messenger RNA from Cervus elaphus (red deer), 1443 nucleotides. It is a transcript of the gene IQCM, whose product is annotated as IQ motif containing M. The coding region runs from base 1 to 1443 and encodes 480 amino acids. Gene Ontology annotation, molecular function: protein binding. The transcript has 15 exons. The record is from RefSeq and is a predicted model, not a curated record. Lineage: Eukaryota; Metazoa; Chordata; Mammalia; Artiodactyla; Cervidae.